AUGUUGAAUCAAGACAAUGGAAUCUCACAACAUGGACAACAGCUCGAACCUAGACAUGGAGGCGGAUCAAGAAAAGACUUUCGACUACUCUCGAAACGAGCUCAAUGGCUACUAGCCGCGGUACUCGGUGCUAACGACGGUCUUGUCUCGACGGCUUCACUUAUGAUGGGUGUAGGUGCGGUUAAGCAAGACGUCAAAGUCAUGGUCUUAUCCGGUUUAGUCGCCGGAGCUUGUAGCAUGGCGAUCGGAGAGUUUGUCUCGGUUUACUCUCAGUACGACAUAGAGAAGGCUCCGCUCAGAUGA
Messenger RNA from Arabis nemorensis, 303 nucleotides. The record is from the annotation of a GenBank genome assembly. Lineage: Eukaryota; Viridiplantae; Streptophyta; Magnoliopsida; Brassicales; Brassicaceae.